CAUUGCAACUCCCACAUUUAAUAUGUCGAUCUAUCGAUUUAAUGCUUAAGAAUGAUGAUGAGAGGGUGCAAGCUUUAAAAUUGAUAAGAAAAAUGCUUGCAAUAUCUGCCGAAAAUAUCAGCCCGGUCUUGGUACGUUGUUUAGUGUCCCUGGCGGACACGGGCAUUGAAGAAAGUGAUAAUUUAUUAAGAGCAUGUUUGGCAACGCUUUGUGAGUUUGCUGUAUUAAAUCCAACGCUACUAAUAUGCUGUGGUGGUGUUACGUCAAUAACACGCAAUGUGUUGGAGUGCCAUAACCCACGUAUAGCUGAAAGUUUGAGCGGUGUUCUUUUGUAUUUGCUCGAAUGGCCUCAGACUCGCAACAUAUCAGGUGUACGUUUGGAUUGUCUGGCAGCCCCCUAUUGCGACUUCACAUACCGAUUGGGGAUUAUGGAUAAAAAUAAAGAUGCUCGCGAGUUACGUUAUACAAGUUGUCGACUAGCAUUGUUAUCCGUAUUACGCAGCUGGACAGGAACCAUUGAAUUCUGUGAUCCAAGUAAACCGUCUGGGUUAAAAGCAAUAGUUGACGCUUUGUAUUUAAAUCAAAUAGAAGUUAGAAAAGCAAUAUUAGAAUUGCUAUAUGAACUCUUAGGUCUUCCACAGCCAACAUGGACUGAAGACUACAUUGUGGCUUUACAGGCGGUAGAUCCGUCUGACUUCCAAGUCAACUGGCUUUUAAGUAACGGUUUCGUGGCCGCUGAGGGUCGAAGCAUUUUACCAAGUUUGGCAGCUCGAACUCCAAAUAUAUGUGAACAACACCUUGCUUUGCAGUUGUAUUGCUUUCUCGAGACUGGUCUUGUAAAUGCGCUAAUAGAGGUUAUUGUGUCAAGCGAAUCUACAGUAUCCGUUGCUGCCACUGUUUUAAUUGGAAAAAUAUUACAUUUAAUGCAUACACACCUUCCAGCCGAUAUAUGUAGUACUAUCCCCGCAUUGCCGAACCUAAUAUCACACGCAACCCAAGGAAAUCAACGAGCAAGCGCAGCUAUAUCAGCAUUGCAAUGUUACCAAAAGAUGCUAAGAAAUCGACCAGCCUCGAGUAGUUUGUUUUUAGAUAGUAUUAUUCAAGAAGGCUCUCUAAUACACACAAGACUUUUUAGACGUGAAAUAAAUGGCUUACCUUUGUCAUCCGGCUUGCAGUCGCCAACAGCAGCACAAGUUAACACUGGUGUAUCACAGUUACAGCCAAUGAGUGGUACAUUAGAAAGGCCACGUCUUGAUUCUGUUUCCUCGAGCGACGAAUCGAAUUCUCAGUCCUCUUCGACGAGAAGAUCAAGUUUCCGCUUAAAAUGUAAAUUGCUACCAUUUCUGGAAAAUAUUAAAGUGAAUCGUUUAAUUAAAGAAUCAAAUGUUUUAAACGCCAAGGAUGGCUCCGGCUGGGAUUGGGAAGUUAUAUCUACUAUAAUAAGGUGUAAUUUAAUAAGGAAAUUGGAAGAACCGAGUUUGCAGUUUUUGAAAAAUCUUAUCGGUUAUUUCAAACCGAGUCAUAAUCAUUUUUCUCACCAGGAACUAGUACAUGGUAAAUCUUUACCAGUUUAUGUAAAAGUUGGUUUAGAUUUUAUCGACUGGUUGCUGGCCAUAAGUCCUUUUGAGAGCAUUCGUUUGUUGACUGAUUUUUUUACGGAUGUAGCCACACAAUUGUUGGCUGUAACAACAUCGAAUCGUGCUCAUGAUUGUUUAUUUAGUCCCCAGCAUAUGAAUAAUACUAUGUGUCAACAGUAUUUUUUAUUUAUUGGACGUAUGUGUCGUUCUCAAAAGGGCAUCAGUAUUUUAACGAAUACAGCCGUAUUUGAACAGUAAGCUUUUUUACCUUGAUAUAAUACAUAUGCAUUAUGGUGGACACAAAAUUUGCUGAUGUUGACGACGAAAAUGAUAAUUUAUUUCGUUCUAAGGUACCAUUUCUCAAAAAAAUUUAUUUUUUUAUCAUAACGUCAAAUUAUACUAGCUUAAAGUCUUUU
Molecule: messenger RNA, 1993 nt
Organism: Lucilia cuprina (Australian sheep blowfly)
Lineage: Eukaryota; Metazoa; Arthropoda; Insecta; Diptera; Calliphoridae
Product: rapamycin-insensitive companion of mTOR-like
Exons: 6
Coding region: 42-1835 (597 amino acids)
Biological process (GO): positive regulation of phosphatidylinositol 3-kinase/protein kinase B signal transduction; TORC2 signaling
Cellular component (GO): TORC2 complex
Molecular function (GO): protein serine/threonine kinase activator activity
Source: RefSeq, a predicted model, not a curated record